AUGUCGCUGCCGCCGGAGAAGGCGUCCGAGCUGAAGCAGCUCAUCCACCAGCAGCUGAGCAAGAUGGAUGUCCAUGGCAGGAUAAGAGAAAUCCUUGCUGAGACUAUUCGGGAAGAAUUGUCACCUGAUCAACAACAACUAUCAACCGAAGAUUUGAUCAAAGCCCUUAAACGCCGGGGAAUCAUUGAUGAUGUGAUGAAAGAACUUAAUUUUGUUUCUGAUAAUGUUGAUCAAGAACUCCCUUCCUCUCCAAAACAACCUGUUUGUUUUACUGACAGACAAUCAACGUUAUUAAAAAAAACUAAUAUUGAUCCAACACGGAGGUAUCUUUACCUUCAGGUUUUGGGUGGAAAAGCUUUCUUGGAACAUCUGCAAGAACCUGAGCCUUUACCUGGACAAGCUUGUUCAACCUUUACUUUAUGUUUACAUUUUCGAAACCAACGUUUUCGUUCUAAACCUGUUCCUUGUGCCUGUGAACCAGAUUUUCAUGACGGCUUUUUACUUGAAGUACACAGAGAAAAUUUAGGUGAUGGAACUAGAAUGGCUGACUCUACCACAAUGUUAUCAAUAAGUGACCCAGUUCAUAUGGUGCUAAUCAAGACAGACAUAUUUGCUGAGACCACUUUAGUUGCAUCCUAUUUUCUUGAAUGGCGAUCAGUGUUGGGCUCAGAAAAUGGAGUGACCAAUCUUACUGUGGAACUUAUGGGUGUAGGCACAGAAUCUAAAGUUUCUGUAGGAAUUUUAAACAUAAAACUUGAGAUGUACCCACCGCUCAAUCAAACAUUAUCUCAAGAAGUAGUGAAUACACAGCUUGCUUUGGAACGUCAGAAAACUGCAGAGAAAGAGCGGUUAUUUCUUGUGUAUGCUAAGCAGUGGUGGAGAGAAUAUUUGCAGAUUCGACCCUCACACAAUUCACGACUGGUGAAGAUUUUUGCACAGGAUGAAAAUGGGAUUAACAGACCAGUCUGUUCUUAUGUCAAACCACUUCGAGCUGGAAGGCUUUUGGACACUCCAAGGCAAGCAGCAAGAUUUGUCAAUGUCCUUGGUUAUGAACGAGCCCCUGUUAUCGGAGGAGGAGGUAAACAGGAGCAGUGGUGCACUCUGCUGGCCUUUCUCUGUAGAAACAAGGGAGACUGUGAAGACCAUGCCAACCUUCUCUGCAGCCUCCUGCUCGGGUACGGGCUGGAAGCUUUUGUCUGUGUCGGGACCAAGGCCAAGGGCGUGCCCCAUGCAUGGGUCAUGACGUGUGGCACUGAUGGGACCGUGACUUUUUGGGAGAGUUUAACAGGACACAGGUACCUCCACAAACCUAUCAACCCUGAUGAGCCUCCGGCUGCCGAACAGCCCAAACCAUUGUACCCGUAUCGAACAAUUGGUUGUGUUUUCAAUCAUCAGACGUUCCUGGGAAACUGUCAGCCCUCUGACUCAGUGGAAAGCUGUGUGUUUGAUCUGAAUGAUGAGUCCAAGUGGAAACCCAUGAGUGAGGAAGCAGUUAAAUCUGUGUGCGCUCCGGGGGCCACCACAUCCCUCCCUCCCUUUCCUCCGCUGUGUGCGUCCACGAUCGACGCUUCUGUGACAAGCAAUGAGAUAGAAAUGCAGCUCAGGCUGCUCGUGUCGGAACACAGGAAGGACCUUGGCCUCACUACUGUCUGGGAAGACCAGCUUUCUUAUCUCUUGUCACCAGCUCUGGCGUCUUAUGAAUUUGAGCGUACAACAAGCAUAUCUGCGGGCAAUGAAGAGUUUCAGGAUGCUAUCAGAAGGGCUGUGCCUGAUGGCCACACAUUUAAAGGGUUCCCAAUACACUUCGUGUAUAGAAAUGCGAGGCGCGCGUUUGCCACGUGUCUGCGGUCUCCUUUCUGUGAAGAAAUCAUCUGUUGCCGUGGAGACCAGGUGCGCCUGGCAGUUCGUGUCCGCGUGUUUACUUACCCUGAAUCUGCUUGUGCUGUUUGGAUCAUGUUUGCUUGUAAAUAUCGCUCAGUACUAUAG
This is a messenger RNA of Rangifer tarandus platyrhynchus (Svalbard reindeer), 1986 nucleotides long. The record is from the annotation of a GenBank genome assembly. NCBI's taxonomy places the organism in Eukaryota, Metazoa, Chordata, Mammalia, Artiodactyla, Cervidae.